Molecule: messenger RNA, 815 nt
Organism: Tupaia belangeri chinensis (Chinese tree shrew)
Lineage: Eukaryota; Metazoa; Chordata; Mammalia; Scandentia; Tupaiidae
Gene: DEFB123
Product: defensin beta 123
Exons: 2
Coding region: 163-366 (67 amino acids)
Biological process (GO): innate immune response
Cellular component (GO): extracellular region
Source: RefSeq, a predicted model, not a curated record
UUGGAGGCGUAGAGGCUGUUCCCGUGGGCAUCUGAAAGCACGUGUGGGUGACAUGUGGUCCGGCUGAUCAGAGGGAGCGCAAGGCAGAGAGGCUGGUCUUCCAUCCCCGCAUUAGCUUUGCGUUGGCAUCGGACUCCCGCUUCACCUUGGCCAUCUCCAGCCAUGAAGCUCCUUCUGCUGACCUUGACUGUGUUCCUGCUCUUGUCCCAGCUCACUCCAGGGGACACCCAAAAAUGCUGGAAUCUUCACGGCAAAUGCCGCCACAGAUGCCACAGGAAGGAGAGAGUCUAUGUUUACUGCGUAAAUGGUAAAAUGUGCUGCGUGCCCCCCAAGUACCUACCGAAAGAGAAGUCCUGGGCAUUUUAAGUGCUUCAAAGCCUGAAACAAUGAAGCAAACCUGAGGUCUGACUUCUGGCAGAUUCGUGAGCUCUAUCAAUAACCAUCGCUGGCUGAUCCCUGCGUUGCUUGUUAGACUACUCCAGCAAUUCUCAGGAGGUCCCCUUUCAAGUGGUCUGAGAAGCCAAAACUGCUUCUUAAUGAUAGCAAGACACUAUUUGCUUUUUCUAGUCUCUCUCACAAAUGUAUGGUGGAAUUUUCGGGAAUCUAUGUGAGAUAGUAUGACAUCAUGGUUCUGGCAGCUAACAAAAGAUGUGCUAUAUAUUCUCACAUUUCCAGAAUUUUCUAAGGUAGAAGACUUAAUGUUUAAGUAUGUCCAUUUUCAAAGAUUAAUACAGUUUGUUCUCAAUAAUUCUACUGUCCUUUUGCAAACUAUCUUUGGUUGUAUUACUCAUCUCUGUAACCUCAUGAUCAUCUAA